AUGAUGGAUCGAACAAAGGAGUGGGGAUUGAGCCUCCUUCGACAAUGGGCGGCAGACGACACCGUCUUCAACGCCUUCGAAAGGCCAUCGCCCAGCGAGGAGGACGCACAACGGCCAAGCAAUGGACACCUGAACGAUCGAAGCGGAGUGCGCCGCCGAGAGCAAGCGAGGGCGACGGUGGUCCCCUGCAAGGGGAGCAGCACCACGGCGAGGGCUUCUUCUGCGUGCACGGGAGGACUCGGACACGGCGGGGGAGACUUACGAUUGACUGCAACCCCUCGGGAGCGGGAGUUGUCCUUGGCGUUGGAGGCGACGCCCUCUGUUGGCGAGGAGGUCGCGGUCGACCUCUUCACGCCAGGUGGGGAGAUUGCGUGCGUGCAGAAGGGGCGGAUGCAGUCGCGGGCACGGACGGCCUUUUGUUCUCGCUGUGCACCUUUCGGGGGGGGGAGAAGAACGGCAUCAUGUAGGGUCGUGAAGAACUAUCUCAGUAGGAGCUGCUCGUUAUUGUCGUUUGCCUUAUUCCGGGAAUGUUCUUCUGCUGUCACCAAGCAACGGAGCAGGGCCCAGUGGACGGCUCUGUACCGCGGCCGAUCACGCGGUAAACUGCACGUGGACGGGCUGGAACCUUGCCGCCGGUAUCGCUUUCGAUCACGCCUCUCGACGCCGAUGGGAGCAGGAAGGCGGGGGGGGUCGUGGAGGCACGCCUCCUUCUGUACUCUUCCGGAACGACCUCCUGCGCCCGUAGCGGCGGGCUGGUUACCGGGCGGGCCGGCCCUGUCGGCAGAGACACCCUGCCUCGGCGACGACCUCGAUACGAGCGGUGGAAAUUCCUGCCUGAGGCGGCUGUCGAUACUGAGCGGAGGCGAUGCUCGUGGAAAGAACGGGUUUAAGAAUCUCCGGCUCAAGAUGGGAGAAGAACGGAUUUCGACCUGUGGACGACCCGAAGGCAUCCCUUUAGCGUCUGAGACCGCGACGCGGAAAAAGACGGAAGGACGUUGGCCGUUGGUGAGCUACUGUGAAUCGAAUGCUCCUCCCCCCGUGAACAUGUUCAUGGGGUGUAUCCUACGUCUCAAGUUGCUCGCAGAAGAUUUCACGGGAGAUUUCGCUCGGUGUAUCGCCAGAAUGGCCAGGAAUUAG
This is a messenger RNA of Ectocarpus sp. CCAP 1310/34, 1137 nucleotides long. The record is from the annotation of a GenBank genome assembly. NCBI's taxonomy places the organism in Eukaryota, Phaeophyceae, Ectocarpales, Ectocarpaceae.